AUGGGCUUCAUGAAGCUUUUAGACAACUAUGAGAGAUCUACUGGUGUGGCAGAGAGGGUGACCGCUGAGGAGGUGACUGAAAAUAACUCUUUUCUUGAUGCUGUCUUGGAGACAGCAGUCAUGAAGAGCUGCCACACCAAGAAUGUGGAAGGGUGUAUAAUGAUGAUUCUGGGGGUCAUUCGUUUAGAGCAUGUUUCGUGCCUGAUUGGAAAGGGAAAAUCACGCUCUGAUCUGAGACCGUUUAAGAGUCAGUUGUACUACAUGUGGUUCCGCCUUUAUCAUAGAGACAGAAAUGGAGGGGAGGACUCCAGUGGAUUUGAGCAUGUGUUUGUUGGGGAAACCAAGUUUGGCAGAGAAAUCAUGGGUCUUCACAACUGGGUCCAGUUUUACCUGCAAGAGAAGCAAGAGCUUCUCGAUUACAAGGGCUACAAAGCCAGGGACAAUGAUGCGCCUAAUGAAGAUGACCAUGUCUUGAAUGUGCAGUUCAGCUGGCAUGGUUUGGUCAAACCAGUGGCCAGCGCCUUUGUUGGUGUGAGUCCUGAGUUUGAAAUGGCCAUCUUUACCAUCCUGUUCCUCACGUCCACUGAGAAGACCACCACAGCCGUGGUCAAUCUGGAUGAGUACCAGCUGGAGAUGGUGGUGCAUAGACACGGCCGCUCUAUUGGGACCGCUUAUCCCAAACUGCUGAGCAGCAACAACAGACACGUAUAAAUCCCACAUACUGUAUUACCCUGGCCAUAGCUUUCAAGCUUUUUUACAUUUUUUCUAACAUUUUUUAAAAAGAGUUUUUAAAGGCAUAUUGUAAUUUGACAUAAGUAGACAUUUGUUUUGUAUUGAAGUCGAUGCUAGAUGCUUUUUUACUUCACUAAUAUGUUUAACAGACUACAGUAUGCUCAUUUACAGAGUUUUGUUUUCACUGAAAUUUUAAUCUGAGCAAAUAUUUUAUUUCCUCAGAAUUGCCUUUAAUACAAUGGUAAUUUCUUAUAUCUUUUGUAUCUGUUUGCCUAUUUUGACUAUGCUGUUGUAUACAUAGCUGGUCAUGGAAACUAGA
This is a messenger RNA of Sinocyclocheilus grahami, 1051 nucleotides long. RefSeq names its product poly(U)-specific endoribonuclease-C-like. The coding region runs from base 1 to 711 and encodes 236 amino acids. Lineage: Eukaryota; Metazoa; Chordata; Actinopteri; Cypriniformes; Cyprinidae. Gene Ontology annotation, molecular function: RNA endonuclease activity. The record is from RefSeq and is a predicted model, not a curated record. The transcript is spliced from 7 exons.